Sinocyclocheilus rhinocerous is the source of this 2062-nucleotide messenger RNA. RefSeq names its product aprataxin-like. Lineage: Eukaryota; Metazoa; Chordata; Actinopteri; Cypriniformes; Cyprinidae. Gene Ontology annotation, cellular component: nucleus. The coding region runs from base 175 to 1206 and encodes 343 amino acids. Gene Ontology annotation, molecular function: DNA 5'-adenosine monophosphate hydrolase activity; single-stranded DNA binding; double-stranded RNA binding. The transcript is spliced from 11 exons. The record is from RefSeq and is a predicted model, not a curated record. Gene Ontology annotation, biological process: single strand break repair.
CAUCAUUCGGUUUUAGCCAUUUUGUUUCGACUUGCCCACUGUAAAUCAGUGCAAAUUUAUAAACAAAUAAUAGUUUAUGUAAAGAUACGUCCACAAACACGAAUUCUUCUCUAGUGUGUGAGGCCACAGCGCUGUAUUUGACCGAUAUAUUACACAUAUUACACCAGCGGGGAGAUGCCUGUGUGCUCACUAGUAAGUGAAGAUGAUUCACACAAACCCAUCCAGCUUCAUCACCAACAAUCCGUGACUCUGGGUCGAGGGCCAGAAACUAAGAUAAAAGACAAAAAGUGCUCAAGAGAACAAGUUGAAUUGAGAGCUGAUUGCAACAGGGGAUUUAUCACUGUUAAACAGUUGGGCGUCAAUCCUACAAAUGUGGACAAUGUGGUUGUGGGCAAAGGCAAUCAGGUGACCGUAAAGCCGGGCCAGAGACUUUACAUGGUCAAUCAGCAGUAUCCUUACAGAGUGAGGUUCACUGAGGACACAUCCACACCCAGAUCUGCCGCAGAGUUGAGCAAACCUUCAAAAAGAGCCCAUCGGAUGAGCUCUGAGAGGAACGCAGAGAAGAUCAAGAGCCCUGCAAACACAGCAUCAGACCAUCACAGAAUGUCAGACGAUUCGCCUCCGCCAAAAAAGAUACCGCCAUCUGGAUCUGAUAAAUCUGAAUCUGCUGGCCAUUGGAGCCAAGGGCUUAAAGUGUCAAUGCAGGACCCUAAGAUGCAGGUGUAUAAAGAUGACAGGGUUGUGGUCAUCAAGGACAAGUACCCAAAGGCGCGGUACCAUUGGCUGGUGCUGCCGUGGGACUCGAUCUCCAGUCUGAAGGCUCUGCGCUCGGAGCACGUGGAGCUACUCAAACACAUGCAGCGUGUGGGAGAUCAGAUGCUGCAGCAGUGCCCUGACGCUCACAAACUGCGCUUCCGUCUGGGAUAUCACGCCAUCCCCAGCAUGAGUCACGUCCACCUGCACGUAAUCAGCCAAGACUUUGACUCGCCGUGUUUGAAGAACAAGAAACACUGGAAUUCCUUCACUACUGACUAUUUUGUGGAGUCUCAAGAUGUCAUUGCAAUGCUGGAGCAUGAUGGGAAAGUGACAGUGAAAGAAGGCACUAGUGAAUCACUGAAGCUGCCUCUGCGCUGUCACUUGUGCCGUAAAGAGCAGCCCACGAUCCCCAAACUAAAAGAACAUCUCAAAACUCACCUGCCUUCUUAAAUCUGUAUUUAAUCUGUUAAGUCUCUCAAAUUACAAUUCAUUUGGUAAACCGCCCAUUGAAUCCUUUAGUAAAUUCAACUUGUUCUGGAUAUCUCGUUAUUGCGAUUUCAUUCAUUCAGCCUUCACUCACUUUCAUUAUGAACAUUGAUACAAUAAUGAGUCAAUAACAUUUUGCACGUCUCUUUGGUUUUAUUGAGUGUUUAAAGGUGGUAGUUAAAAGUAAAUUUUCCUUUCACUCACUCACACACACACACACAUAACUUUCACACAAAUGCACUUGAUUGAAGCUAAAGUGUAAUUUCUGCACUAAAUGAAAUUGCACAAAUAAGGUUUUGUUGAUUGCUGGGACAAACAGGCCAUCAGAGUCUUGUUUUCCUCGGAACAAACCGAUUGCAAUUUAGUUUAGUGUAUAAAUUACACACUUCAGCUUAUUGGCACGAGGGAAAUGACAAUCAUUAUUAUGCUGUUCAUUUAGAAUCUGAGAACAAAAUAUAUUUGCUUGUAACAUACUGCUGCACAAAACAAAAUCAUCAGAGAAAAUAUAAGCAGGAACUACUCUAGAAUAAUAAAAUCACACUCAAGGAAUAAUUCAACUGAUCUGAAACUGAGGAGAGGGGAUGCAAGAAUAUUGCUUACAUAGAAAACCAAUGACAGUUUGAGUCUCUGCAGACAGGAGUGUAUUUCACAUCCGUUACAAAAGAAAAUCAUAAACAAGACAAAAUACAAAAGCACCUUAAAAAAUAAAGUUGACAGUGUAUUUUUAACCAAAAUAUCUAAAAUACUAAGGCAACUAUUGCUAGUCCAUAACUUCUGUAUAAAAUUGACUACCCUAAUAAAACAAAUAAAAAUGCUGUUG